Molecule: messenger RNA, 4182 nt
Organism: Clarias gariepinus (North African catfish)
Lineage: Eukaryota; Metazoa; Chordata; Actinopteri; Siluriformes; Clariidae
Product: protocadherin-10
Exons: 2
Coding region: 153-2591 (812 amino acids)
Biological process (GO): homophilic cell-cell adhesion
Cellular component (GO): plasma membrane
Molecular function (GO): calcium ion binding
Source: RefSeq, a predicted model, not a curated record
ACCCUUUAAGGAUUAUGCGGCGUUGUUUUGAUUUUGCGGUAGUUUUAUGCUGAUCGCGCGCUGAACGCGGGACGUUUGUGUUUAUUCGCAUCCUGAGCCCGUUUGCGCUUAUUAAUAUUUAUUUAUUUAUUUAUUUAUUCCUUCCGUCCGUAAUGGAUCCGGGAGCUUUCGGUUUUUGUAGGCGGUCGCUGCAACGGUUUGUUCUCUUCUCCGCGGUCUGGUGCUCAGCUUUCGCCGUGACCCGCUACUCCGUCCCGGAGGAAACAGCCGAAGGCACCGCGGUGGCAAAUCUGGCUGCAGAUCUGGGUUUGCACGCGCGCAGCCUGGCGGAGCGCAACGUGAAGCUCGACUACAUCCACAGCAAGAAAUACCUGGAUGUUAACAAAGAGACCGGGGAAAUGUUCAUCGCCGAGAAGAUCGACAGGGAGCACAUCUGUCCCGCGAAGACGUCCUCAUCCUGCUUUCUUAAGAUGGACGUGGUCAUCGAGAACCCCCUGCGCAUAUUUAACAUCGAGCUGGAGAUCAUGGACAUAAACGAUAACGCCCCUCAGUUCAGGAGAGAGCGCAUACCACUGGAUAUCUCCGAAUCAGCCAGGCCUGGAGAGAAAUUCUCUCUAACUAACGCAGUCGACGCAGAUGUUGGAGAGAACUCCAUCAAGACUUACUUCCUGAGCCAGAGCGACGAGUUCACUAUUGAAAUUCAGUCCGGAAGCGACGGCACCAAAUACGUGGACCUCGUUCUCCAAGCAGCCCUGGACAGAGAAAAGCAGGCUGUCCAUGAUCUCAUCCUCACCGCUGUAGACGGUGGCACGCCGCCACGGACUGGCACCGCCACCGUCCUUGUAAAAGUACUGGACACCAACGAUAACUCUCCACAGUUCGACAGGCAGGUGUAUUCAGUCGAUCUGGUCGAAAAUGCCCCGCUUGGUACUUUGGUCAUGCAGCUCAAUGCAACAGACAAGGACGAGGGCACCAACGCUGAGGUGGCAUACUUGUACACGCUGUACACGUCGGAGAAAACGCAGGAAAAGUUCUCGCUCGAUCCCAAAAGUGGAGAAAUCCGCGUGAAAGGAGUUAUUGAUUACGAGGAGUCGAGAAGUUUCGAAAUGUACGUGGAAGCCAAAGACAAAGCGGUGAGUCCACUUUCGGCACAAUGCAAAAUACUGGUGUUUAUCACGGAUUUAAACGACAAUUCUCCCGACAUCACGGUUAAAUCGUUCAAAAGCUCAGUUAAGGAGAACGCGCCUGCUGGAACAGUAAUCGCCGUUGUCAGUGUAAGCGACAGAGACUCUGGAGAUAAUGGCAAAGUUCUUCUUUCCUUACGCAACGCUGAGGUUUUGCCUUUCAUUCUAAACAAAUCAUCCGAGGAUUACUUUGAACUGACUAUCAAAGAUCCGUUAGACCGUGAGAAAGACUCUAGUUAUGAGAUCACGCUGCAUGUUACGGAUAGAGGAACGCCUCCGCUAACUGACAACGAGACCAUUAGCUUGGAAAUAAUGGAUGUGAAUGACAAUGCUCCUGUGUUUCCUCAGUCCUUCUACUUGAUUCAUCUGCCUGAAAACAACGAGCCAGGUGAGCUUCUCUACUCUCUCACUGCCCACGACCCCGACUUGAAUGAAAACCAGUACCUGGUCUAUUUCAUUGUGGAGAAAGAGAUCUCCAACACGUCUGUGUCUACAUUGUUCUCAGUAAACCCGGAAAACGGGAACCUGCAUGCGCUGCGUGCCUUCGACUAUGAGCGUGAGAAGGAGUUUCUCUUUCACAUAGAAGCUCGGGAUUCUGGCAUCCCACCUCUGAGUAGCAAUGCCACUGUGCGUGUGAUCAUUCUUGACCAGAAUGACAAUGCGCCUCAAAUCGUGUCACCUUGGAGAGCUCAUGACUCUGUCGUCGAUCAGGUGAUCCCACGGGCCGCUGACCAGGGCUCGCUGGUGGCGAAGGUAAUCGCACUGGACGCGGACUCAGCGCAGAACUCGCGUGUCACCUACCAGUUCCUCCAGGUCACUGAUGCGUCACUGUUUACUUUAGACCGCUACAAUGGUGAGGUGAGGACUGCUCGCAUGUUCACCUACCGAGAUCCCAAAUACCAACGGCUUGUGAUUGUUGCCAAAGAUAACGGAGAUCCCCCACGCUCUACCACAGUCACCAUCAAAGUUUCCACUGUGGAGCAAACCGUGGUCACGCAGUUAACAGAGACAACUGAGAUGCCUAUAGAAUACGACCUGUUUACAGAUUUGAACCUGUAUCUCUUGCUCAGUCUGGGCUCCGUGUCUUUUCUGCUGCUCAUCACCAUUUUGGUCAUAAUUGUGCUGAAGUGCCAGAAACCCAAACCUUCCAAAGCGGCUGUUCAUGGUCGAAACAGUAUCACCAGCCAGAGGAAUUCAACCAUCGGUGACUCCACUCUCAUCUCCAGUGAUGCGUACUGGUACAGUCUGUUUCUAGCGGAGACGAGGAAAGGAAAGGUGGUGGUUCGACAGCCGUUGCCCAACGGCACUGGCUUCCUUGUGUCCAGUAUACCACGGAGCGCUGCUCUCACGACCACCAGUGAAUCGAGAUCUUCCACACUGCAGGACUCCAGCAGUGAUCUACCUUGAUCCUGGAUCUUCCUUAUGGAUCAUCAUUUAAGUGGAACACUUAUCCUUAACUAUUGGUCAUGAGAAUUCAGUUCUGAUAAACUCUUGUGACACAUGAAAAAACUUCAAUGUCAUGUCAAUGACCUGCUGUAUUUCUCAUCAGUCUGUAACCACAGCAGCGACUUUGCAUGGCUAAGAAGACUUUGUGAUAAGUCAUGACAGGACUCUGUGUAUUGAGCGAGAAAAAAAAAGAUGUUUAAGAUUCAGACCCUGAAUUCAAGAGAUGAUGAGUAGAUACUCAUUAAAAUAUAUUUUUUACCGUUUUUUUCAUUUGGAAAUCGACUUGUCUGUUAUGCAUGCUAAACCAGUGCUACUCUGGUCAAGCACUCUGAGCUGGACAAAAAUGUAAUCUAAAGAGCACAAUUUCCUAACCCAGGCAUGUUGUGUUUUUGGUUAUAUGAUAAACCGAAAAAUUAUUCAAUUAAUUAAUUAGAAUUUAAUUUGAUUCAUAAACUAAUAUACAAGCAGUUCAGUGACAAACUUCUGUACUCCUCCUAUGCUGACACUGGCAUAAAAAUUCUAACAUUAUUUGUAGCAUAUAAUGAUGAUGAAAGCCUGGAUUAUAUAAAUACAGUAUACUGUAUCGCUCAGGUUAAAAAAACGCUACCUGUCCUUAUAUAAUACUUUCUACCUGCAUCUGCUUCAGAUCUGCUGCUCUCAAUACUACUUUAGUUUACAUUACAAGACCUUAAUUAAAAUCUUAAACCCUGCUGCUUCCGAUGCACCGAGACUACCUAACUAAUCGGUGUAGUGUACAGUAUGUGCAGAAACAGCACAUACAGCCGUGCACACAUAUGUGCGAAGCUUUGAAGCUUUAAAGAAGCAAUAAGUAGGAUGUUCUUAAUUUAGGGAGCAUUUUCCCAAAAAUUAAACCUUUUAAAUUUAUACUAAAAGCAUUUAUUUGUAAACUGGAAAACCAUUGUGUAUAUUUAAAUUACCUUAGAAUAAUAGAACCUGACCAAUCUCACUUAUUUAGCAGGGAGUUAGUUUAUCAGUGGAAUACUCAAGCAUGUCUUCAUUGGCACAAUUGAUCUAUACCCCUACAAUAAUGCUUAAAUUACAUACUAAAUAUCCAAAUUAUUUUUUUCUCAUGUUUGUCAAUGAUGUGAUCUGCAAACAUCCAAUAAUAUAAGAUAAUGAGACUUUUCUGACUAAAAUACUACUACUUACUGCUUCUUUAGAUACGAUCAGACUGUUUUUGUACAAAGAGCCGUGUUGGUUUGUAAGUUUUUGGGCAACAUGUAACCAGGUUUUUGAAAUUUUUCUAUUGUUUUAUAGAUGUACGAAGGGCAAACACUUAUGUAUAUAUGUACUGUAUUAUUAAGGCAAGACGUGCAUUGUCACUGCUUUGUGUUAAGUGCAUUAUGCUUCCCAUUGUAUUCAUGCUGCAGUGUUGAAAACAUGCCAAAAUUAGGAAAUUCCAGCUGUGUUUGAUGAAUGAAAAGAUUAGACAUGGAGGAAAGUAAAUGUGUGUAUUGGAAAUGUGGAUUAUGUGUUGCAGACGGUAAAUCCACAUCUCAGUGAACAUAAAAUCUGAUGGUAGCAAUGUCUA